Messenger RNA from Ilex paraguariensis (yerba mate), 894 nucleotides. The record is from the annotation of a GenBank genome assembly. Lineage: Eukaryota; Viridiplantae; Streptophyta; Magnoliopsida; Aquifoliales; Aquifoliaceae.
AUGGCUCGUGCUCUUUGUAAGCUUCAGUUGAAGUUAACAACUCGCCUGAUAUCUGGACUGUCGGUACCUAAAAGGAAAGGAUUGAAGAGAAAACGAGCCACUAAUGAAUCAAAUGAGGCGUCAAAUUUACUAGUUUCGGAUGGUGAGGGAAAUUUUCCAAGCCCAAAGGAACUAGCCAGCUUCAACGAGGCUUUCUUGAGAAAGCAUUGCAAUCUUGGUUAUAGGGCGGGCCAAAUCCUAGAACNACUGUCGGUACCUAAAAGGAAAGGAUUGAAGAGAAAACGAGCCACUAAUGAAUCAAAUGAGGUGUCAAAUUUACUAGUUUCGGAUGGUGAGGGAAAUUUUCCAAGCCCAAAGGAACUAGCCAGCUUCAACGAGGCUUUCUUGAGAAAGCAUUGCAAUCUUGGUUAUAGGGCGGGCCAAAUCCUAGAACUUGCCACAAGUGUCGAGAGUGGUAAACUUCAACUGAUGAAAUUUGAGAAGCUUAGCGAGUUGCCAUCGGCUGAGAAAUUAUAUGCCCAACUGAUGAAGAUAAAUGGAUUUGGUCCUUUUGUUUGUGCCAAUCUUCUUAUGUGCAUCGGGUUUUAUGACAACAUUCCUGUUGAUACCGAAACUACAAGACACUUACGACAGGUCCAUGGAAGAAGAAAUUACAACAAGAGUAACGCAAGAGCAAUCAUUGCGCAAAUUUAUGGAGAGUAUGCACCAUUCCAGUGCUUGGCAUACUGGUUAGAGUUGUGCGACUACUACGAGAGUUCAUUUGGAAAGCUAAGCAAAUUGCCUAGGUCAAGUUAUAGUAUGAUCACCGGAAGCAGAAACCACAAGAGCGGCGGUGGCGGCAGUGGCGGUGGCAAUGGCAAUGGUAGUCAUUUAAUCAAACUGACUAAUAACUAG